UAGAACUGCUUUUGGUGUGUAAAUUUAUCUUAACUAUGAAACGAGCAGAGCACCAUACAAGACCACAUUAUAAUAGUUAUCAGGCCCAACAACAACAGUAUUAUGCACAUCAAUAUAACCAACCUCAAGACUCUCACUCAGUAAUUUUAGUAACUGCAGGAUAUGAUCAUACCAUACGCUUUUGGGAAGCCCUGAGUGGUAUUUGUUCAAGGACCAUUCAACAUCCUGAUUCGCAAGUAAACAGGUUAUGUAUAUCUCCAGAUAAAAGAUAUCUUGCUGCAGCAGGAAACCAGCAUAUCCGAUUAUACGAUAUUAAUAGUCCUAAUCCUAAUCCGAUAACUUCCUUUGAUGGACACACGGGAAAUGUAACAGCUGUCGGAUUUCAUUGUGAAGGAAAAUGGAUGGUAACCGGUAGUGAAGAUGGCACCUUGAAAAUUUGGGAUACAAGAGCGCCAUCAAUACAACGUAAUUAUGACCAUAAAGUACCUGUUAAUGAUGUAGCUAUUCAUCCAAAUCAAGGUGAAUUGAUUUCUUGUGACCAAAAGGGUAGCAUAAAGAUUUGGGAUCUGGGUGAAAAUUCUUGCACUCAUGAAUUGGUUCCAGAAGAAGAUGUCCCAUUGCGUUCAGUUACUGUUGCUAUUGAUGGAUCCAUGCUAGUUGCAGCCAAUAACAAAGGUAAUUGUUAUGUAUGGAAAAUGUCGAAUGCACGAGAUUUUACGGAUUUGCAGCCCAUAACUACUUUCUCGGCACAUAAGAGAUAUAUAACUCGGUGCUUAUUGAGUCCUGAUGUCAAGCAUUUGGCGACUUGUUCUGCAGAUACCACGGUUAAAAUAUGGUCUGCUACAAAUCAUGAAUUCAAAUUAGAUAAAGAGUUAAAAGGUCAUCAAAGAUGGGUUUGGGAUUGUGCAUUUUCUGCUGAUUCUGCUUAUCUUGUUACAGCAUCUUCAGAUCAUGUUGCAAGGCUUUGGGAAUUACAACAAGGAGAAACAAUAAGACAGUAUAAUGGUCAUCAUAAAGCUGCUAUCUGUGUAGCACUUAAUGAUUUAUCAAUUGGAAAUUAAAAUUUGGAAUUUAUUCAGGUUGAACUAUUUUAGUUAAUUUGUAAUUUUACAAUAAUGAAAUGAUUGAUAUAAUGCAAAUUUAUAUACAGUAAAUAUUUACAAUCCUAGAUUUUAAAUUUUGUAUAAAUUAAUAAUUGAUUUUUAU
Messenger RNA from Rhizophagus irregularis DAOM 181602=DAOM 197198, 1206 nucleotides. RefSeq names its product RNase P and RNase MRP subunit. Gene Ontology annotation, molecular function: protein binding. Gene Ontology annotation, cellular component: TORC2 complex; TORC1 complex. The record is from RefSeq and is a predicted model, not a curated record. Gene Ontology annotation, biological process: TOR signaling; regulation of actin cytoskeleton organization. NCBI's taxonomy places the organism in Eukaryota, Fungi, Glomeromycota, Glomeromycetes, Glomerales, Glomeraceae.